AUGGUAUGGAUCCGGCCCUGGCGGGGGCGCCAAAAACACCAAAGCGGCGAUUGGGGAGGCGGUGUGGCCGAGGAUGAGGGCUAUGGGGAGGAGCCUGGCAUGCCUCAUGAAUCAGCGGAGGAUUUGUUUCAUUUCAACGUUGGCGGCUGGCAUUUCUCAGUUCCCAGAAACAAACUUGCUCAGUUUCCAGAUUCCCUGCUAUGGAAAGAGGCUUCAGCCUUGACCUCUUUGGAAAGCCAGAGGCUCUUCAUCGACAGAGAUGGUUCCACAUUUAGGCAUGUGCACUAUUACCUCUACACUUCCAAACUCUCCUUCUCUAGUUGUGCAGAACUGAACUUACUCUAUGAGCAAGCACUGGGUUUGCAGCUGAUGCCUUUGCUGCAGACUCUAGAUAAUCUGAAGGAAGGGAAACACCACCUACGUGUACGGCCUGCAGACAUACCUGUUGCUGAGAGAGCAUCUUUGAACUACUGGCGAACAUGGAAGUGUAUCAGCAAACCCUCAGAAUUUCCUAUAAAAAGCCCUGCCUUCACAGGCCUACAUGAUAAGGCACCUUUGGGACUCAUGGACACACCAUUGUUAGACACAGAAGAGGAAGUACACUACUGUUUUCUGCCCCUAGACCUAGUGGCCAAGUAUCCAAGCCUGGUGACUGAAGACAAUCUGCUGUGGCUGGCUGAGACUGUGGCCUUAAUUGAGUGCGAGUGCAGCGAGUUCCGCUUCAUUGUGAAUUUUCUACGCUCACAGAAGAUUUUACUACCAGAUAAUUUCUCCAAUAUAGACGUGUUAGAAGCAGAAGUGGAAAUUCUGGAAAUCCCUGAGCUCACUGAAGCUAUAAGGUUGUACCGGAUGAACAUGGGUGGCUGUUCCCGGACCUCUUGUGCUCCCCCGAGCCCUGGGAAGGGGAACCAUGCAGCAGGCCUGGAGUCUGUGAAGCCGUUGUACAUGAUGGCCCUGGGUCUGCUUGUCAAGUACCCAGACUCCGCACUGGGACAGCUCCGCAUCGAGAGCACGCUGGACGGCAGUAGACUGUACAUCACAGGGAAUGGGGUCCUCUUUCAGCAUGUCAAAAACUGGCUGGGAACUUGUCGGCUGCCCCUGACUGAGACUAUUUCCGAGGUGUAUGAGCUCUGUGCCUUCCUGGACAAGAGGGAUAUCACCUAUGAGCCAAUGAAAGUGGCCCUGAAGACUCAUCUGGAGCCGAGGACUCUGGCACCCAUGGAUGUGCUCAAUGAGGAAUGGAUGGCAGAAAUCACUGUGUAUUCCCCGCAACAGAUCAUCAAAGUUUAUGUUGGAAGCCACUGGUAUGCAACCACCCUGCAGACCUUACUGAAGUAUCCAGAACUUCUGUCCAACCCUCAAAGAGUGUACUGGAUCACUUAUGGGCAGACCCUGCUGAUCCACGGGGAUGGCCAAAUGUUCCGACAUAUUCUCAACUUCCUGAGACUUGGAAAACUGUUUUUACCAUCUGAAUUUAAGGAAUGGCCCCUGUUCUGCCAGGAGGUAGAGGAAUACCACAUCCCAUCCCUCUCAGAGGCCCUUGCCCAAUGUCAGGCAUACAAGUCAUGGACCCAGGAGAAAGAAUCUGAAAAUGAAGAAGCCUCCAUCAGGAGGCUGCAUGUGGUGACGGAAGGGCCAGGGUCUCUGGUGGAGUUCAGUAGAGACGCCAAAGAAACCACAGCCUGCAUGCCUGUGGACUUCCAAGACUGCAAUGACAGGACUCCAUGGAACAAGGCCAAGGGAACCCUGGCCAGAUCCAGUCAGAUGGAGGAGGCUGAGCAGUACUCCCAGGCCAUCCAGGUGUCCCUGUGCCAAGGUGCCAAGAGGGCGGGCAAUCCCAGUACAUACUCCCACUGUCCUGGCCUAUGUGCCAACCCCAGAUACUGGGGGGGCCACCCUGAGAGUCCUCCCAAGAAGAAAUGCACCACAGUCAACCUCACACAGAAACCUGAAACCAAAGACCCUCCUGUCACCCCUAUGCAAAAACUCAUCUCCCUGGUAAGGGAAUGGGACAUGGUCAAUUGUAAACAGUGGGAAUUCCAGCCAGUGCCAGUUCCCCAGAGCAGCUCCAUGGAGGAAGCUACCCUGCAGCCCCCUUCGGGAAGUGAGGCUGCUUCCCAGCCUGUCACCUCAGCUUCCUGGAAAGGACAUUCCACAGGCUCAGAGAAGGACCUGGGUCAACAGGCAGGGGCUGGAGCUGGAGCCAAAGACAAGGGGCUGGAGCCAACCUUUAAGCCAUACUUCCCUGUGAAAAGAGCUGUUACCCUGAAGGAUUGGGGCAAGCAGAAGCCAAGGGAGAAAGAAAGCCCUGGCCCUGAGCAGCCUCUGCCUGAGGCUGAGAUGGAUAAUGCAGGGGUCAUCCUCAAAGUGACCCAUCCCCCUGUAGUGGGCAGUGAUGGCUCCUGCAUGUUCUUUGAGGACAGCAUCAUCUACACCACACAGAUCGACAACCUCAAGCAUACACCACCUACGGCCAGCCCCCAGCCCAAAGAGGUGACUUUCCUGAGCUUCUCUCUAUCCUGGGAAGAGAUGUUUUAUGCACAAAAAUGUCACCGCUUCCUGACUGACAUCAUCCUGGAUUCCAUCAGGCAAAAGGACCCCAAAGCCAUGACAGCCAAGGUGGUCUCCCUGACCAACCGGCUGUGGACCCUGAACAUCAGCCCCAAGCAGUUUGUGGUGGAUUUGCUGGCCAUCACCGGCUUCAAGGAUGACCGGCACACCCAGGAACGCCUGUACAGCUGGGUGGAGCUCACACUGCCUUUCGCCAGGAAAUAUGGUUGCUGCAUGGACCUGCUCAUCCAGAGGGGCCUGUCAAGGUCCAUCUCUUACUCUAUCCUGGGCAAGUACUUACAAGAGGGCUAG
Molecule: messenger RNA, 2862 nt
Organism: Nyctereutes procyonoides (raccoon dog)
Lineage: Eukaryota; Metazoa; Chordata; Mammalia; Carnivora; Canidae
Gene: KCTD19
Product: potassium channel tetramerization domain containing 19
Exons: 16
Coding region: 1-2862 (953 amino acids)
Biological process (GO): protein homooligomerization
Source: RefSeq, a predicted model, not a curated record